Messenger RNA from Scylla paramamosain (green mud crab), 2809 nucleotides. RefSeq names its product protein O-linked-mannose beta-1,2-N-acetylglucosaminyltransferase 1-like. The record is from RefSeq and is a predicted model, not a curated record. Gene Ontology annotation, biological process: protein O-linked glycosylation via N-acetylgalactosamine. The transcript is spliced from 2 exons. Gene Ontology annotation, molecular function: beta-1,3-galactosyl-O-glycosyl-glycoprotein beta-1,3-N-acetylglucosaminyltransferase activity. The coding region runs from base 990 to 1343 and encodes 117 amino acids. Lineage: Eukaryota; Metazoa; Arthropoda; Malacostraca; Decapoda; Portunidae. Gene Ontology annotation, cellular component: Golgi membrane.
UACUACUACUAGUGAUGCUGCUGCUGCUGCUGCUGUUACUACUAAUACUACUACAAUUACUACUACUACUGCUACUACUACUACUACUACUACUACUACUACUACUACUACUGCUACUACUGCUACUAUUAGUGCUACUGCGGCUGCUGCUACUACUACUACUACUACUACUACUACUACUACUACUACUACUACUACUACUAUUAGUGCUACUGCGUCUGCUACUACUACUACUACUACUACUACUACUACUAUAUCUUUCUUCCCCAGAUCGAGAACAGCCAGCUGCAGGACGCUGUCGUGGUGCUCGUCGCUCACAGGGUCCCGGCACUGUACAGGUGAGGGUGGGAGGAGGAAAUGGAGGGAGGAAGUACUUGAAUAUUGCACAGAAAGAAAGAAUGUUAUUGAAUUACAGUAGAGUACUCGGCAUGCGACGUAUUUGACUCACAACGAACGCGCAUUCAUCUGACAACUAAUGACUAACAAUACUUAUAAUUCUUUGUGAUUUUACUGGUACAUGUGCUAUCGGUACACACUUUUCUAUGCACUGUAAGAUAAAAAAAAAAAAAACAUUACUUAUAUACAUUUAGCUGCACUGUUAUGUGACGAUUUUUAUUUUUUUCUAUGACUAGGUUUUUCGAGAAUAAACCCUUGCCAUCCAACCAUCUUUUGCUUCCGUCGGCGAUUUUGGAACGGAUUAUGCUCGUAUGCCAAGUACAACAGUGUAGAUCUCGCUCUCUCUCUCUCUCUCUCUCUCUCUCUCUCUCUCUCUCUCUCUCUCUCUCUCUCUCUCUCUCUGCAGAAGCCUCAAGACGGUCACGGCGGCGCAGGGUUUCGAUGAGCGACGGGUGGAGGUGUUCACGCCGGAGCCACACGAGGAGCUGGCUGGGUUUCUGGCGGUACUGGGUCUGCCGCUCACCGUCACGCACCAGCUGAGUGACUUCGUGGCCACGCUCAUCUCCAAGCAAUUUGUGUUCGCCUUUAGACACAUGCUGGCCAAGUAUCCCCGCGCGGACCUGUUCAUCGUGCUCGAGGAGGACAUCAAAGUAUCGCCGGAUUUCUUCUCUCCAAAGAGCAGAGCCAAAAGGAUGACCCAAAAAUUGAGAAGCAUUUUACUUGUAUCUUCCACUUCCUUCCUCUUCAGGUUCCUCAACAGGACGGCCAAGCUGUUGAAGGAAGAUCCAUCACUGCACUGCGUCUCUGCCCACAACGAUCUGUCUUACCCCGGCACCUCCCGUGAUCCCCGCGCCCUCCUCCGUGCCGCCAGCUACACUAACUAUGGCUGGAUGGUGAGGGAGUGCAUUCCUUUUCUUCCUCUCUUCCUCCUUUCACCGUUUUCUUAGGGUGAGGGGUUAGCACCAUGUACAAAUCUCUUACAGUUGUUCUGUCCCUUACAUCUUCCUAUGUGACUCCCAUCCUUUGCAGUUCUACCACAAUUCCAUCCCCCAUCUCACUCUGUCUUCCGCGAUCUUCUCCCCUCGCUUGAUUUUCUCCAUGCUCCCUUAAUCACUUCCUGGUCUUCUCGUCUUACUACGUGACAAAGCCAUCUCAUUUUUUUUUAAUUAUCACUUACUGAGUUGCUAUUUUGAAACCCCUGCGCACCUGACGCUCUUUUUACACAGGUGACUCGGGAAUUCGCGCAGGAGAUGGUGGCCGGGAUGGAGAACCAGGAGUUUGAGUUUGACUGGGAUACGUUCACUUACUUCUUCCUUAGACGCGGCCGAGAGUGUAUCAUUCCUGAGGUGGGUGACGAGGGAGUGACUGAGUGACGGAGAGGGAGAGGGAGUGAAGGAGGGCGGUAGUGGUGAAGGAUAUUUUUGAGAGAGAGAGAGAGAGAGAGAGAGAGAGAGAGAGAGAGAGAGAGGGGGGGAGGAGGGAGAGGAAAUAAGAUAAGCUAGGAUAUAAUAAUGUCCGACUGACGAAUAUAACCACAACUAUUCCUCCUCCUUCUCCUCCUCGUCCUCCACCUCCUCCUCCUCCUCCUCCUCUUCUUCCUCCUCCUCCUCCUCCUCUUCCUUCUCUUCCUCUUCCUCCAGCAGGUGUCACGCUCCCACCACUUCGGGGACGCGGGUGUCCACCUCUCUCAGUUCAGCAUCCGCCUCUACUUCUCGGCCAAGAACUACAACCUGGACCCGGAGGCGUGGGUGGAGGGCGCCGAGGAGUGAGUGUUGGGGGGACAGACACAGGGAAGCCAUGGACAGGGAGGCUAGGAACACUGCACACUUCAUUCUUACUUUCUCAGUGGAGUUUACAAUUUAUUAAAGAAAAGCUAUAUAAAAAAGAGUGAGGGAGUGGGAAUAUAAAUAUCGGUAGGGAACGUACAAUGGAUGGGAAAAAAUACAGAGUGAGUACAAAGUUUCUUUCUUUGUCUUCUUCUUAUGAGAACAUAAGAACAUAAGGAAAUAAGGGAAGGUGCAUAAAGACAUGCCUACCCUACCCAUAAAUGUCUAUUUUUCAGUAUUACCAUUAAGUAUGUUUUUUUUUUUUUCCUUUCUUUUCUUUCCUCACUUUAUGUUCCUCCUCCUCCUCCUUCUCUUCCGUCAGGCUCGAGCAGGGGAGGUACGAGGCCCUGGUGACCUCCAUGCUGGUGCGUGCCAGGGUGGUGGAGGUGGACCCCUGCCAGAGGAGCUUCCCUGCCAGGCAGUCUAUGAAGGAGGGGGACGUGCUGGUGCUCUUCUUCCACUAUGCAGGCAACUUGGACCUGUACCGCGGCAGCCGUGAGUGGCAGGCUCUCGCCUCGGUACGCCCUGACCACUAUACUCUGGUUCCCUUAGUUGCACGGUUAUGUUGUUUAUCUUGUGUUAUCUAA